Insectozyma verbasci is the source of this 732-nucleotide messenger RNA. The record is from the annotation of a GenBank genome assembly. NCBI's taxonomy places the organism in Eukaryota, Fungi, Ascomycota, Pichiomycetes, Serinales, Debaryomycetaceae.
AUGGAUUUAUCUAAUUUAUCAAAUAACUUACCACAUUCAAAACCAAUAAGAUUUAAAAGAAGAGAAACUGAAAAGGAAGAAGAAGAAGAAAGAUCUACAAAAUCUCAAGAUUCAACUAGUAUUACUUCAGAUAUAAAUCAUGAAUUAACAAGCAACUUCAAAGAUGCUGCUAAAUCAGUAGCUUCAUUAUAUAAUUCCUCAAUAAAUAAUAGUCAGAAUAUAGAGUCAGUUAAAUCCGAUUUUGCAAUUGCUGCUAAAUCAGUAGCUACAUUAUAUAAAUUAAGUCAACAACAACACGACCAGUUAUUUAAUAAAGGUUAUUUACAAUGUUUAACUGAUUUUUGUUCAAUAUUAACUAAUGAUGAAGAUAUUGAAAAUUGGGUAUUAACAAGAAAAGCAGAAUUAUUAAAAGAGCAAAAAUCUACUUAUGAAGAACAACCAAAAACUCCAUCAGAUGAUUUUAAAUUAGGUUCAAAUUAUGAUUUCUAUUUUAAUUCUGAUUUAAAACCACCAAGUAAAUUUAGACCUAGUAUUCCUCCAUUAAGUGUUCAACAUAAUUUAAAACAAAGAAAUAGUAAUUUAAAAAAAUUACAAAAAAUGAAACUGUUUAAUAGUAGUGGUAGCUCACCAUCUGAUGAGACAAGUGAGAGUGAACUGGAUACUAAUAGUAAUGGAAAAAGACAAGGUUCAAGAAAGCACUCACCACUUAAGAAGAAGAAGAAAUUACAAUAG